Molecule: messenger RNA, 4462 nt
Organism: Vicugna pacos (alpaca)
Lineage: Eukaryota; Metazoa; Chordata; Mammalia; Artiodactyla; Camelidae
Source: RefSeq, a predicted model, not a curated record
GGUGGGCCGGGGGCGCCAGGCCCUUGGGCGAUCUUGCAGGGGGGUCUGCCUCCCUAGUCUCUCCUCUUCUGGUCUGCCUUUGGGUGGCCCCCACCCAACUCCCCCCAAGCCUCUGUCAUUCUCCUGAUGACCUGCGUGUUUCUCACCCCAUCUGCGCCUAAGCAGGAGGGCAAGAAAGGAUUUCUGUGGAAAGGAGUCUCUUUACACACUGCUGACAUGAGGCUCUCCAAGUGGCAACUUACACUCCGUAGUACAGCUGGCAAGGAAGAAGACCCCAAGAACCUUUCAGAUGACCUUGCUUCUGGUAGUUCUUCUUGGAGUGCUGGUCUACAGACAUUUCUUUUUUUUUUCUUGAGACUCUGCGUCCUCUGUUCAAAUGAGGUUUCAGCUCGCAAGGAUGUGGAGAAAGAGAAGGAAACCCACAAUUACCUCAGCAAAGAGGAAAUCAAAGAGAAAGUUCACAAGUACAAUUUAGCAGUCACAGACAAGCUGAAGAUGACCUUGAAUUCAAAUGGGAUUUACACUGGCUUCAUCAAAGUACAGAUGGAACUCUGCAAACCAUCACAGACUUCCCUGAACCCUGGAAAAUUCGCUCCCACUAGCAAUGGCUGUAUGAACACGCUUCAUAUCAGCAGCACCAACACUGUCGGGGAGGUGAUCGAGGCCCUGCUCAAGAAGUUCCUUGUGACCGAGAGCCCUUCCAAGUUUGCACUUUAUAAGCGAUGUCACAGGGAAGAUCAAGUCUACGCCUGCAAGCUCUCGGACCGGGAACAUCCACUCUACCUGCGUCUGGUAGCAGGGCCCAGGACAGACACACUUAGUUUUGUUCUUCGUGAACAUGAAAUUGGAGAGUGGGAAGCCUUCAGCCUGCCCGAGCUCCAAAACUUCUUGCGGAUCUUGGACAAGGAAGAAGAGGAGCAGCUACAGACCCUGAAGGAGCGCUACGCGGUCUAUAGACACAAGCUGGAGGGAGCCCUGAGCCAGCUGUGGAAACCCGGGUAACGCGCGGGCCCUGCCCCUCGGGGACGGGACGGCGUGGGACCUGCGUGCACACCGGCCGCCUGUGUCCCUCUUGUCGGAGGGCGGUUUCCUUGCCCCAUGAUGCCAGCGCCUCCCCCCUUGAAGAAUCUCUAGGUCUAGUUCCCCAGAGUGCUCACGCGGCGUCCUCUGCAAGGGACUCUGCAAGCUUGUUCUGUUCGGCACUGCGGUGUUACCUCUUGGCAAGCUGUGAAACUAGUCUCAUCUGGAGCCUUCGAGAGCGCUUUGAAGCAUGGACUCUGGGUUGGUUCCCCCCACCCCCUUGUUUUCUUUUAGUUAUUUUAAGUAUGUGAUGAUGAUGUUAAUUAAGCUUAAGGUUGUGCAAAUGAUUUUUUAAAAGCUUAACCAGGAAUCUGUCUGAAUACUUGUCCUGUGUUGAAACUACCUGUCUUUUUUUUUUUUUCUUAAAUGUCAGAGGAAGUGAUCCGUGUGAAUUGAAGGGCACGGGAAGCUAGGAAAUCUGAGGAGUUGGUGAAGGAAUUUGGAGGAGUCUGACAAAGAAAGGAAAGAGCAAGUUUGGAAGAAGGCAAGAGUAGGGGUGGCGAGCCCUGGGGGAAAGUGGUUUGGACGGUGAGUGGGUGGGUGGUAGAGGAGGAGAAUUUGCUUGUGAACGAGUUAAAAGCUUUUUCAGUUUAGCGAUGUUAAACCCAUGGUCAUAUUGCUUGAUUUCCUGGUGAGUAAGAGGUGGGAACAGAACCAAAGAAAGUAGGAGCUGGGCCAACAGGAGGGACUAAGUGCGGCUGACCCAGAGGACCCGGCGUGCAGAUGGGUGCAUGUUCCAAACGGGACAGAGCUGCCCCCUGGGCGGACCGGCCCCGGUCUGCCUUCUCUCCUACGAGCAGAAGGUCUGACUUGCGUGGCUUCUCUGGCCAGUGGGCAGCGAGCAUGUGCUACAACUCCUGUGAAGUUACUGUUUUCCCCUGAGAAUGCUUUCACAGUGGGAAAGGAGUUUGGGGAGGAGGCAACUAUUUCCCCCUGAUUGUUGGCCUGGGGAUUUGUCAGGUGAGGGGCGCCCAGCACACUUUUGUGACAAUCACGCCCUCCUUUCCCUGUUUUCUUUUCCUCCCCUCCCCUCCCCUCUCCCUCCUUCCCUCUCACCUCUUUCCCUUCUCACUUUGUCUUAUACAUUGAAGUCUGAUCUUACAUAAUGUAGAACAGGGCUAUGGAUUAAAGACCCAGGACCUUCAGAUCCUCAGUCCAAAGGGUGACCUGACUGUAAGGAGGACGGCGGCAUCCCGGACCGCACAGGAGGGGUUCUCGAUGGAAACUUUUUAACUAAAGAGCUUGUUCCUGCAAAACCAAAGAAAUGAGAGUGCAAUAGAAGCCCUCCUUAAAGCUGGUUAAAUAACUGCCUUUUACGCAGCAGUUAAUCUGAAAACAACAGGAAAGGUGUGCUGUGGUUCUCCAGGGGCCUUGCAGUCUACUUUCAGUCUCGGUAUUGUUUGUUUAUAAAUUCCCAAGGAAUUGUUAACACUUUGGUGACACCUAAUGGAUUCUUUAUGAAAUUCCAAGGUGCUUCAGUUCUUUGCUUCUUAACAAAACGGUGCCUUUUAAAAAAAUUGCAUUUCUCUUCCCCUCUUGGUGGCUCUUCUGACUUUUCAGAGAGCACCUGUCCUGUUGGAGGCAGAUGGAAGUGUCGCUUAUGCUGUGCCACACACGUUACUGAGACAAUCGUAUCUUCCUAAGCUUUUUAAGGAAAGUUGGAAAGAAAAAAAAAAAGUAGAACUAGCUAUAAAAUAUGUAGGGCACAUCUUGUUUAAUUUUGCAUGUGACUUCUUUUUAGUGCGUCAAUGAGGUUUUAGUGACGUUGCCACCCAAAACUUUACCUUCAUUGUUCAGGGAAUGCCUUCAUGGUUUUUAUACUGGUUUUACUAUUCAGACUAUGGCUUGGGUGUGAGUAUACUGUUAUCCACCACCUGGUCUUUUAAUUACCCAUCCUAGUAAGCUCAUAUUUGGUGAAGCCUUUGUUUCUCAGAUUAAGACACUGUUAGAACCUAAAGUAGUAGCUGAUGGGUAUCUGUGAAUUUUUUUUUCUUUUUUUACUUGAAAUAGAUCGUCUGAAUUAGGCAUCCUCAUCUGUAUCAUCCAGGACCUCGCUCAUUGUCACGUGCACUGCAUGUUGCGAUUUGGAAAACUUACUGUGUUGAAAUUCUGUCAGUUUGUGGUUCUUGAAGACUGACGGUCUCUCCCAAACACUGGUGACUGCAGCAGCAUUUUUAUUGUGUAAAAGGCCACUGAGGCCAAAGAUUAAAAAAAAAAUCAUUGUACAAAUUCUUAUGUUAAAAUUAAACUAUUGAAGCUUUGCUGUAAUACUGUUUUCUCUUCAGUAUGUGAUGGUACAGGAAAGAGUUAAGUUUAAAUGAAGGGGUAGUAUUGCAGGGGAGCAUUUGAAAUUGCAGAAGUAGAAAAAAAAUUAUAAUAUUUAUAAUUUUGAUGAGUUUAAGUUUAUUUUUAUGGGAAGAUAUUUCUUCCCCUGAAAUUGUUUCUGGAAUGGCAAGUUGUUUCCAUUAUUAAAAGUUGAAGUUGUUAGUUGAUGUUUGUGUGUUUUUAUUUAUGGUGAUAAUAUGCUAGAUAAAAGGUCACAGGAGUGGGAGAAGCUGCUUUUGUGGAGAUACUGAUGGGGAGAGGGGAGAAUGUGACAGUUUUCACUAGGUUUGAAUAGGGCACAUUUGUUCUCCCAAAUGUCAUUUUUCCUUUGCCUUGUCCUCUGGGAAAAAGAGUAUCCGUCUGUGUGACACAUAUCUAAAACAAUUGUUUUGUAAAAUAUACAUAUAUUUACAAGUGUGUAAUGCGUGUGAACGGUUUAAGGAAUUACUAUAAAGUGGCUGCCAUGUGACCACUACCAAAAUAGAACAUUGUCCCUUUCUUAGAAAUCCUCUUCCUUCACCCCCCAUUCCUGCCGAGGUCUCCCAUCCCUAAAACAGACCGCUUGCAACAUUGUAAAGUAUCCGUGUGUUUUGGUCAGUGUGACUGUCUCACACCAGAUGGGUGCACGUUUCUCCUCUUAGGCCCCCACGCCUGCUGCUGGCAAGUGUUUUUAGCACUGCGCUGCCCCCUAGAGGCGCGGGUGAUACAGGAGCGAGGCUGACCGGCCCGUGAAGGAGAACACACUGCAAGUACUGUAGCUGCUUUAUAGGUGAAAAUAAUGAUGAUGGAAAUGACGGCUCUGUAUAGAUCUUUUUCGUCAAAAUAUCCAGAAGAAUCCAGUUUGGACGUUCAGCCCAAGGUGCAGUGGGAAUGUUUUGGAAUUUUUAUCCUUAAAGGAAGUUAGCUUCCUGUCCUAGGCUUCCUUUCAGAAUCUGUCACCAGUUGAUAAUUGUUUAAGUGACUGUUGUUAUGUUGCAAAAUUAUUUCUUAAGGAUUGUACACUUUUGGGGCUCUGUAGGUAAUUCUAAUUAAAAGUGUUGUGUUUUUGAAAGAAGGG